Nelumbo nucifera (sacred lotus) is the source of this 984-nucleotide messenger RNA. RefSeq lists its product as uncharacterized. Lineage: Eukaryota; Viridiplantae; Streptophyta; Magnoliopsida; Proteales; Nelumbonaceae. The record is from RefSeq and is a predicted model, not a curated record.
CUCUCCUCCCGUAAGUCCAGUUUCAGCGUCUCAGCUGUCGACAGAGGUUGUUGAUCGGCAGAAGAGCAGACAGAGGAAGAAAACCUCCGCUUUCCUUCCUCUUCGUAUCUUCUUAUUCUUUGCUGUUGAUUCUUCAUCUCUGCAGCAGAGAUGCUAGAAAGCUCUCCCGACUCUUCCGCCCCAACAACCACCGUCAAGCGAUACGCUCCUCCGAAUCAAAGGAACCGUGUUCUCAGCAGACGCAAGUCUGGAGAACAAUGCGGAGAUGUUGUAGAAGCAAAAAAGUUUCCAGAUCGAUUUGAAAGAACAAACAGCAGUUACACCAACGAAGGAGAUAAGAGUCAAUCUUCUUCAAGAAACAUCCCUAUUUUAGAACGUGGGGAGGCAGGUAGCAGCAAUCAUCUGAAUGAGAUCCUUCGCCCAGGGUUAAUAUCCAUAAGUGGGUGUUGUAGUAGUGAGGCUGCUCAGCUUCUGAAUGACCGUUGGGCAGCAGCUAUGCACUCCUAUAAUGAUCCAUCAAUAGACCUAUCCGAACGACCGGUAAUAUACUCAGGAAGUAAUGCACCAGCAUGGGGACCUUUGAGACUUCCUCAUCAGGUGAUGGCUCACCAGAUGGAUUUUGUGGCAGAGCUUAGACGUGCAAUACGUACUGCAAAUUCCAAGGCUGAUGCCUAAAAUCCUCGGUGCAACUUCCUAGGAGUAAUGUUUUGGUUCUGAACUUGUAUAUCAGAUUUAAGCCAAUGCUUAGAAGUGCCUUCUUGGUUUAUUAAACUAAGAUGCUGCUUAUCAUUUAGACCAUACAUUAUUUGUAUUACAGAAGCAGUGAGAACCACUAGACACAUGCAAGAAUCAUUUCUUAUCUGUUUUUGUUUUUCUUCACAAAGCUCUCUAUUGUGGAUCCUGGCAAUGGAUGGAUGGAAGAAGAAAACAGAGUGGUGCAAUCACUUUUAGAAAAUAUACUAAGACAAAAAAAUUAAGAGUCAA